Molecule: messenger RNA, 998 nt
Organism: Sander lucioperca (pikeperch)
Lineage: Eukaryota; Metazoa; Chordata; Actinopteri; Perciformes; Percidae
Exons: 6
Coding region: 153-998 (281 amino acids)
Source: RefSeq, a predicted model, not a curated record
AAUUGGACAGUAACAAAUAUUUAUCUCGGAGGCAACAUUGAAUGUAGAUUUUUGAAUAGAGGGAGUUCACACAUGCGCAGUGGCUGUAGCAGCAGCAGCACUUUGCUUCUCCCAACUGUCACUGCUGCACCUGGCGCGAAAACCGGAGAACAAUGGAGCUGUCAACUGAGGAGCUGCUCCAGAAGUUAACGGAUUCAGGAAUUAUACUGACUGAAGAAGAGACACAGAGAUUCAGAGACAAUGACGUGGAUGGAGAGACAGUAGAGUGCGGCUUGACUGAACAUUUGGUGGCAUUCCUUUUUUCUGGGUCAUUUAAAAAGCAACUUAAAUUCAACACAUUUGUACAGGAGCUGAAGAAUGUAACCCUUACUUUAGUACCAGUUCCAGAUGUUGACAUCGAGCAACCUUUGACAACAGACAGAAAUGAGGCAAGUGGCAGACUGCCUCUUGGUUUUCUUAUUCCUACUUUCCCUAGAGAUCUUCAGACUAGACUUGACAAAGGGGAGGCAUGUCAGAAGUCCAGCAAAGAUCGUCAUACGAUAAUUCGUGUUCUGCAUGAAGCAGUUAUAGAACACACAAUGUAUCCCAACAAUGCGGAAUAUGUGCAAGUAGUUAGAGCACUUAUUGUGAAGUAUCCUUUCCUUAAGGAUCUGGAGGGAAACGGCUAUCAUACCUGGCAUCAGUCACUUAAGCGCAAAUUCAAAGCGGAGCGUGCCCCUUUGAUUCAUGAAGACGAAGUGAAAAGGAGUAAAGAGAAGUUUGGUCACAAGAGAGCCAGAGAGACUGCAGAAGCGGCAAGAGCCUGUUGCAGAUCUGUGUCACGAUUGUGCGAUGAGGUUGACAGGAUCCAUCCAUCUGCGGUGAACUUGUACAGACGCUGGAAAGAGGGAUUCACUGGCAUAGUGCCUAAGGUGGUCAAGAUGGUGCAAGGAAAAUCCCCAUUAGCCAAGAUGUACACAGAAGCAAGGGAGGAAAUGCUGACAGGAUUUACCAGGUAG